UCCCUCAUUUCAUUGGAACCAUUUCAUUUCACUCCUAACAAAAUAUUCAUGAUAUUGUUGCCCUAUUUUGUAUAUUUAGAGCUCUUUUUAAUCGUUAUGUACCAGCUCUUCGUGAAGGCAAGUUAAACAAUCAAUGAAUGAUGUUGUUAUUUCGAAAAAGUCGAACACACAAGCUCUACCUUUGAAAUUGGAUUACCAAAACAGUAAACAUUUAAAAUGGCAGAGGAGUCCCUAGAACGUCACAUACCAGAGCAUCCACUGCCAUCAGAGAUACAGAAGAUGCAGAAAGAUGACACUGUUUGUAAAUUCUGUGGUGUCAGUUACCUCAUCCAUCAUGAGAUGAAGCUGCUGGAGGAGCGGGUGAAAGCUGCUGAGGAGGAGUUGAAGUAUUAUAAAGGUGCUGUAGAGAGGGAGGUCCAGUUGAAGGAGGAGGUGCGAAGAUAUCAGGACGCCGUGGAAGAGUAUCAGAAAACACUACGGAUGAAGGAGGCCUUAAUAUCGACAUUGACGUCGGAUAGUAAAGUAUUAGAUGAUGAAAUACUGGACUUGAAGAAAACCAAGCAGGUCCUUGAGGAUAAACUAGUAGAAGCAAUACGCGACGGCGAAAAAUAUAAGUUGUCGCACACCUCAUUAGUCGCUAGACUGCCAGACAUACAGCGUCUUGUUACCAAUCAGAAAGCUGCCCUGGUCUACAUCAAGUCACAAGUUAAAGAUUCAGACCGAUUUCUCCAAGAAAGAAGCGAACAGAUGAAUGCUGUGAUGUCGGAGUUCUGUCAGAAACAAAAGCAGGUUCAAUCGAUGAUGGAGGUGCAGGUGUCCUCCCUUCAAGCCCAGAACCUGUCUCUCCAAGAGAAAGACGAGAAAAUCAGACAGGAACGAGAAGGGGAAGUUGAACACAUGAAACAUCUCAAGCAGGUGGAGAAUGAGUUUAAGGAUUUACAGCAGAAAUAUGCCCGGCUUGAGAAGGACUUGCAAGCCUCUAAAGAUUUAGUGGAGAAAGAAAUCUCAAGGAGGAGGAUGAUCAGUAUCCAGGCGGAUCAGUAUAAAGAACAGCUCAAUUCCAAGACGAAGGAAACGGAGAACAUUUUGUCAGCAGGAAGGACGAAUGAGAAGAGUCUUGCUCAAAGCAUUGAAAUCUUACAAGACAAACUUCGUAACAAAGAAACAGAGUGGAGAGAAGUGAAGGCAGAGUGUCUAAAGUUGAUGAGACAGACAGAGGAGCACAAGGCCCGGGGAGACGAAAUCAGCAGGAAAGUCGCCAUGUCUCAAGGUGAAAGAGAGGAGUUAAAGGAGUCAUUAAUACGAAGUCAGGAUGAGUUGAUGUCACUAAAAGCUGAGCGUGAGGCCAUGAUCUCGGCUCAUCAAAAUCGUAUUGAACAGCUGCGAGAGAGCUUCAAAAACAAGAUGGCAGAGGCAGAGAAAUGGCCAGAAAAGAUGGAGGAGAUGCUACGACGAGAGCGGGAGAAACAUGUUCAAGAACUACAGUUACUAGAGGAGAAACUGAGGGAAAACUUUGUUAUGGAAAUGCAGAUUGAGAAACAGAAACACCAGCAGUUGAUUGAUCGGUAUGCAAAGGAAGCCAAGGAAACAGAAAAUAAGUUGAAAUCACAGCUGCUGUCAUCUGUGCACCACACGCACAAGGCUGAGGUGGAAGACUUGCAGAGGUUGCUGAAAGAAACGAGAGAAAGAGCCAAGACUAUGGAGGAGCAGCUGAGAGCAGAGGUUGAAAGUCUCAAGAAGAUCAUUCGCGAUUUGGAGGAAAGACUCGGUCGUGUUGAUCUUGGUAGUCAGGAGAAGGUUGUCGCAUUACAACUUGAAGGAAAGGAAAAAGACACUGAAAUUCUUAAUCUGAAAAACGAGUUAAACAUUCAGGAAAAAAAGCUAGCUGACUUGAAAGAGGAGGUGGGAUUUCUCCAGGACACUGUCCGUAGCGAAUGUGAAGAACGCUUCGAGUUGACAGAAGCUCUAGGCUUAGCAAGAGAGGAACUUUUGACACUAAAGAAGCCAGCUGGGGGUUAUCAGACCCCAACACACGCUUCCCGCACGUCUAGCGUGUCGUCAUUAUCAGAACAAUCACGCAGGGGAAGUUUGAAUGGUGUGGUGCCUCCACCACAUCCACCUGUGGCACAGUCCUCACAACGAGAGCCUGUCAAUUCAACAACCAUGGGUUUUGAAGGAGAACCUGUUGCAAGUGUUUCUAAGAAUAAAUUUAAGGGGAAGAGUAUGAAUGAUAGUCGGAAACGAAUCGCGGCAGCUGUUGGUCGUCCAUAGCUUGACUGUGAUGUAGAACCUCCAUAUCCAUUACAGAAAUGAUUUAACUGAACCUAUCCGUCCAAAAUAUUCCAAUGGAAUUUACAUGUAUCCUUUCAACAAUAGAGGGUAUGAGCUGUGAUCCAUGAUAUCGUAAAUGAUGCGAAGGUAUACUUUUCCCUGGUAGUUAAGCAGAUGGUGAUACUGCCUGAGGUUCACUGUGAUAGAAUACUGUGACACAGCUGGGAGAGUUUUUCCUCAGUUUCUACUCUGUGAAGAUUGCGAAUUGCUGUGUACUGUCUGAUGGUGAAGAUUGCGAAAUGAUUUCCUGUUUUCUGGUGACAUGACUGCUUGAUUCUGUUUAAAGGUGUUCAUUUUAUUGGCUGCUGGCAUCACAUUCAGCCUCAGUACAGCAAUGAGUGCGUCUCAAUAUGUGUUUUUAAGAGACGCAGUGUACAACAGAAAAGUAAAAUGUAUUUUAUGUCCGGUUCAACUUGUGUCCUGUGUGUGUGAUAGGUGCUAUUUUAAAUGUAAACAACCAAGUCUGUGUCAUUUUGUGUCAUCCUGAGAAAAUAUAGGUUAUUUUUGCUUCUCUGACCAUGCACAAUACUACAAAGCCAGAGAAAUUAGAUUUUAAAGGAUUUCUUCAGGAUGCUUUGUAUGAAAGCGAACAUGAUGUACAUCUUCUGGCAACUUGCCUUGUCCUUCAAAAAUGACUGUAUGUUAAGUACAUCUAGAAAUAUAUUUAUUAUUUUGAAUUGAAUGGAAUAAAAAUGACUGAAAGAGUUCUAU
Lineus longissimus is the source of this 3042-nucleotide messenger RNA. Its product is annotated as trichohyalin-like. The coding region runs from base 217 to 2271 and encodes 684 amino acids. NCBI's taxonomy places the organism in Eukaryota, Metazoa, Nemertea, Pilidiophora, Heteronemertea, Lineidae. The transcript is spliced from 13 exons. The record is from RefSeq and is a predicted model, not a curated record.